CUUGCCUGGAAGGCGACGGCGCCGCGGAGGGGCGCGACCCAGAGGCGAGGUUCCCGUGCCCUCUUGCCAUGUGGGAGCUCGGACACUGCGAUCCCAAGAAAUGCACCGGGAGAAAAUUAGCCCGAAAGGGGUUGCUCCGAACCCUGCGCCUCCGACAGAGAUUCCCGGGCCUCGUGCUUAGUCCUCUGGCUACCGAGUAUGUCUCUCCAGCGGACAGGCAUGUCAUUGUUCAGAGUGGAAUUGCAGUCAUAGAUUGCUCCUGGGCCAAAUUAGAAGAAACUCCCUUUAAGAGGCUGAGAGGGAGUCACCCGCGGCUGCUGCCGUACCUGGUGGCUGCCAACCCCGUGAACUACGGGCGGCCGUGCAGGCUGUCCUGCGUGGAGGCCUUUGCUGCAGCGCUCUGCAUCGCCGGAUUCCCAGACCUAGCCACCAUUCUUCUAAGGAAAUUUAAGUGGGGUAAGGCAUUUAUUGACUUGAACAAAAAUCUCUUGGAAAAAUAUGCAGCCUGUCAUUGCCAGGAAGAAGUGUUGAGUGUUGAAAAGGAUUUUUUAGCCAGUGUCCAUGAAACAAAAGAUGAAGAAAUAGAUCCAUUUGACACUGACUCAGGAAAAGAAUUUUGUAAUCCCAACAGACCAAUCAAUUCCCCAGGAUUAGCACAAAGUGAUGAAGAAUCUGAGGAUGGCAUAAGCACUCCAGAUCGUGCUACUGAAAGCAGUGAUGAGAGCAGUCCAGAAGAUCACGGUAUAUAA
This is a messenger RNA of Merops nubicus (carmine bee-eater), 749 nucleotides long. It is a transcript of the gene TSR3, whose product is annotated as TSR3, 20S rRNA accumulation, homolog (S. cerevisiae). Gene Ontology annotation, biological process: maturation of SSU-rRNA. Gene Ontology annotation, molecular function: rRNA small subunit aminocarboxypropyltransferase activity. NCBI's taxonomy places the organism in Eukaryota, Metazoa, Chordata, Aves, Coraciiformes, Meropidae. The annotation marks the transcript as partial. The transcript has 5 exons. The record is from RefSeq and is a predicted model, not a curated record.